Melampsora larici-populina 98AG31 is the source of this 1623-nucleotide messenger RNA. RefSeq lists its product as uncharacterized. Gene Ontology annotation, molecular function: water channel activity. Lineage: Eukaryota; Fungi; Basidiomycota; Pucciniomycetes; Pucciniales; Melampsoraceae. Gene Ontology annotation, cellular component: plasma membrane. The record is from RefSeq and is a predicted model, not a curated record. Gene Ontology annotation, biological process: transmembrane transport. The transcript has 11 exons. The coding region runs from base 1 to 1257 and encodes 418 amino acids.
AUGCCAUCCGAGAAAGGCAUAAAUCUUGACGCGUUUUUGCUUCAACUGAAACGCGAUGUUGUUGCAGCUUGCAUCGAGUUCCUUGGAACUAUGCUUUUCUUGUUGAUGGGCUUAGGGGGAAUCCAAGCUGCUGCCGUGUCCAAUCAAGCAUCUCUCAAGGCAGCUGCAACAAACACUGGAACUGCAGUUAACACUGUCGCCAGUAUUGAACAACUUUUAUAUAUUUCCACAAGUAUGGGAUUGUCUUUGUUGGCUGCUGCCUGGACUUUCUUUCGAGUCAGUGGAAGUGUUUUCAACCCUAAUGUCGCCAUUGCAUUACUUCUGACCGGCGCUCUGAAACCAAUGCGAUUUGUCCUGUAUGUAAUCGCUGAGAUUUUGGGUGCAAUCGCAGCUUCCGCUCUAUUACACGCUUGUCUACCUGGACCUCUUGCCGUGGGAUGUGCGCUAGGUGUCCAUACUACACCUUUUCAAGGAUUCCUCAUUGAGGCCUUUCUUACGUGCACGCUCACAUUGACUGUACUACUUGUCGCCGUCGAAAAGCAUAGGUCAACUCCAUUUGCACCUGUAGCUAUUGGCUUGGUUCUCUUUGCUUCUCACUUGCUUGGAGUCGUCUUCACCGGAGCCGCUAUGAACUCCGCUCGUGCCUUUGGACCUUCUGUGAUUACUGGUUUUAACAAAGAACAUUGGAUUUACUGGAUCGGCCCAUCCGUUGGUGCAGUCCUCGCGACUAUGAUCUAUGUUUUCUUAAAGAGUGUGGACUACUAUGCAUUAACACCCAAGCAAGAUUCAGAUGACAUCGACGAUUCUCCCGAUCUCGGUGGGAUUGAGGUCAAGAUGCGCCGUCGACACCACGGCCUCGAUGAAUCUACUCGAAGUAGAGAGAAGGAAGAAGAGCCAGCUCACAGAGCUCCUCAAAACCCUCUGCAUCCAUCUUUUGAAGUCUACCGAGCACAACCAGCCGAAUCCGUUCACCCUCUUCCCUAUGGGCAAGGUCCUAUGAGCCCCACAAUUUAUGCUCCUAGUCAUGUAGGUGUUCCAGUCAUGCGUCAACCCGUCCCACCAUUCAAAAACCUAGGAGCUUUGAUCGCCAUGCCAGGUGGUAUGGCAAUGGGUAUGGGUGGGGCAGGAGCGAGAGAAGCGCUGGUCAGAUCUUCUUCACCUCCCCCUCAAACUACGGAAGAGCAUGAUCUCGAACAAGGUUCCGAGGAAAGGCCAAUGUCCCCCAUUAAUAGCCCGACCACAACUCGUUACAUUUGAUGAUGAUUUCUUUCUACAUCCUAGGACAUUUGUCAUUCAUUUGCAUGGCAUAUUGUUUAAACGAGAGAAAACACAUCGAGUUUUCAAAAAAAAAAACCUCGACUUUUUUGCAUUUAUCUUAUCUUCUGAAGUUGAUUGUAUCCCUCAAUCUCAACAGUUAUGAUCCUCAUGUUGUACGGCUACCAUCUUUUCAACUAUUUACGUUUUGACGAAAUCAUGUGAAUUAUAAUUCAUGCUUUGCUUCUUGGCCUGUUAACACAUCAGUAUGCAAAGCUUUCAUAAGCCCGACCACUUUUUUCUAUACAUUUGUGAAUAUUUUGUGUGGCCUUGUAAUGAAUCAUUGGAAAUAAAGUCUUUUUUACUGCC